Messenger RNA from Oreochromis aureus, 6954 nucleotides. RefSeq names its product metal transporter CNNM3. The transcript is spliced from 11 exons. Lineage: Eukaryota; Metazoa; Chordata; Actinopteri; Cichliformes; Cichlidae. Gene Ontology annotation, cellular component: plasma membrane. The record is from RefSeq and is a predicted model, not a curated record. Bases 22 to 2274 code for a protein of 750 amino acids. Gene Ontology annotation, molecular function: transmembrane transporter activity. Gene Ontology annotation, biological process: transport; magnesium ion homeostasis.
GCCAAGCUGACCAAUUCCAAUAUGGUGGCCAGCCUGGCAGGUCUACGGUUCCUGUUGAUGAUAGUGUUGUUCUGCGGAAUCAGGUACGGCGCCUGCAGCCAGAAAGCUCCGCAGGUUUUGGGGCUGCGACUGGAAGAACCAGUGGAUCCGCUGUGCAUGAAGGGUCGUAUCAUUUCAGUACCAAAAGGAGCCACGUUUAAGCUCCGUCUCUUCGGGUGUAAUCUGAAUGGAAGCUUGCCGUCGGUCGAGUUCGCAGGGGCAGCUGGCGGAGCGGCUGGAGCUGUCGGUGAUACACUGGACCCUUGCGAGCAGCAGUCCAACCGCCAGGACUCCAAGUUAAAGGUGACCAAUUUAGAACUCGACGAUGCGCACAGCGUGCUUCUAACUGUGGAGGUUCGCACCUCUGAGGGGGAAGCUGGCAACGAGCAGACAUACUACCACCUGUGUGUGUGGAGUGGAGAGAAAUGGACAUCUACGGGUCUGGACAGACUGCGAAUAAACACCGACACGGAUCUGCCUGCAGACUACAUCCCGCCGUGGGGUCUGGCCGUACUGAUAGUGCUUGUGCUUAUGAUCUGCGGAUUGCUGAGGACGGUGAACCUGAGCCUUUUGUGGCUGGACCCAGUCGAGCUUUAUGUCCUACACAGCUGUGGAUCCGAGGAGGAGAAACGAGCCGCCAAACGGCUGGAGCCGAUCAGGAGAAGGGGGAACUUCAUGGCAUGUUCUUUGUUGUUCCUGUGUGCUCUGGGGCACUCUGUCCUCGGUGUGCUCCUGUACCGGGCACUGGGCUCCAUCGCCUCUGCGGUGUUCAACAGCGGCUUCCUUAUCUUCUUCCUAGCUGAGCUGGCUCCUCACAUCUUGUGCUCCGGUUACGGCUUCCAGCUAGCGCCUGGUCUGACCUGGCUGGCCCAGGUUUGCAUGGUGCUUACCUGCCCCCUGUCUUGCCCUCUGGGCUUGAUUCUGGAUCUAGGGCUGAGGAGAGACAUCAGCACCUGUGGGAUAAGGGAGAGGGCCAUGGAGAUGAUACGGGCAAACGUGAAUGAUCCUUACAGUGAGUUUGUAAAGGAGGAGUUCAGUCGUGGGACAUUGCGCAUUAAGACUGUGGAGGACAUCCUGACACCUCUGAAAGACUGCUUCAUGCUGCCUAGCUCGGCUGUCCUAGACUUCUCCACUAUGUCUGAGAUAAUGCAGAGUGGUUACACCCGUGUGCCCAUUUAUGAGGAAGAGAGGUCUAACAUUGUGGAAAUCCUUUAUGUGAAAGACUUGGCUCUGGUUGAUCCAGAAGACUGCACCCCAAUGACGACUAUCACCAAGUUCUACAAUCACCCUCUGCACUUUGUGUUCAAUGAUACCAAACUAGAUGCCAUGUUGGAGGAAUUCAAAAAAGGCAACUCUCACAUGGCCAUUGUCCAGAAGGUGAACAAUGAGGGAGAGGGAGAUCCUUUCUAUGAGGUGCUGGGUUUGGUCACUUUAGAGGAUGUCAUAGAGGAGAUAAUCAAGUCGGAGAUCCUGGAUGAAUCUGAUGGCUACUUAGACAGGAAAGUAAAGCGUCCCCUCACUCCACUGGAGAUUCCUCUGGAGCCUCGCAGCACCCAUGAGGAAUUUUCUCUUUUCAAGCCUCCUGAAGGAGAACCCAAGAUCCGCACUUCACCACAACUCCUGCUGGCCACACACCGCUUCCUGUCCAGAGAAGUGGAACACUUCAGCCCAGCACGUGUAUCUGAGAAGGUCCUGUUCCACCUGCUCCGUCACCCCAGUGUCAACCAGGAAGUGCACUUUGACCCUAACAACCGUCUGAGCCCAGCACAUUAUCUUUACACCCGCAACCACCCAGUGGACUAUUUCAUCCUUCUGCUGCAGGGCCGUGUUGAAGUGGAGAUUGGCAAAGAGGGGCUGAAGUUUGAAAAUGGAGCAUUUACAUACUACGGCGUGUCUGCUUUGACGCUGCCAUCUUCAGUGCACCAGUCUCCGGUGUCAACUCAGCGUCACUCUCCCAGGGAUCCUUUUGAGUCAGCAGAAGCCACGAGCCCAUCCAGCUAUUGCCCUGACUACACCGUCCGAGCUCUCACGGACCUCCAGCUCAUACGAGUGACACGUCUACAGUAUCUGAACGCUCUCAUGGUGUCACGUGCCGGCCAGAGUCCAGAUCCUCCUGAGAUCAAGAUUUUGCCGAACAGUCAGACCAAGCUGCUCAAUGACAGAAACACCACGCAAGAUUCCACAGGUGGCACCAGAGCCCAGGAGAGCUCCACAGAAGAAGAGGCUCAUGGGUAGUGCAGUUUCUGUCAGCCUGUUGUUUGGGGGGAGAAAAAAAAAAAAAAAGCCCUCCGACGACCAAGUAGAGAUUGGUUUUUAUAUUAUUGUUUGUAAUUAUUGAUAAAUCAUCUAUGGCUGGAACCUAGUUAUUGGACAAGGCUGGAGUGGAAGUGCUUUUUGUCUUUUAUGUACAUCUACUGUUCACACUGUUCAUUUCCACCCACAUUCCUUUAUGUGCUUACUAUUGGAAUUAUUAUUUCAUGCAAUUUUUAAUAACUUUGGACUAUGUGUGUGCAUGUUUAUGUAUAUACAAAUAAAAAUGUGGUGUAGCAGGAAAAAGUAUAUGGAUCCUUUGGAAUGACCUUGUUUCUAUUUGGAUUCAUUAUAAAGUGUCAUCUGAUCAUCUUCUUUGUCAGAAGCGCAAUGUGCUUCAAUCAGCAAUACAAAACUAUGUGUCUCUGAAAGAAGAGCUUCCUGUAGCUGCAGGUCAAACUUGCACUGAAUUAUGGAAAACUCUUUCCCUGCAUUGUGCAAGUCAUUCAUUUGUGGGGUGUUUUUUUGUUGUUGUUGUUUUUUUUUUUUGUUUUUUUUGUUAUUUUAAAAACUGUGGGCUGAUACAAAAUGCAAAUAUCUCCAAAGGGUUCCAUUGCUGUUUCUUGCCACUGAGUAUACAUUUUAAUCUGGUGGUGCCUUACUUCCAGAUUGAGCCUUCUGUACUAAACUUGUUUUGCCAUUCCUUACUUUUGCCUGUCUGGUGCCAAAGCUAUAUAUGUAUAUGUAUAUGUGUGUGUGUGUGUGUGUGUGUGUGUGUGUCUGUGUGUCUGUCUCUGUCUCUUUAUUGAUAUGUCCGUCCCUUUGAGACAUUAAAAACACUCGAUAGUGGGUUCUAAGCAGAUUUGCACCUUACAUUUGUGCACUGUGGAAGAUAUUAAACUAUUUGGCAAGAUGCGAGGUACGUCCGAAUUUUUCAAUUCAUUUAACAUUGAUGCCAUACACAGAAGUAUGUGUAUGUGUGUGUUGUUUUUCAUCUUUGAGUCUUGGGUGAUUGCUGAUGGGUGGUUUUUCUGCAAAUAUGGAGAAACAUCUAGGGUCUAGUUCUACUACCAUAGACCUUGGAUCCGUAGCAAAGGUUUCUUGAAGCUUGACUGAUUUUUCACAAAUUCUGGAUAUAAUGUUUUGUCAGGGUAGAAAUCAUGGCUAACACAGCACCGGCCUUUUGAAAGAAUUCUAGAAACAUUUUGUUGAGUAAAGAGGUUAACAGUGUAGACCCGUAGAGCUCUGGUGCUGUUGAUUGUUACUAUAUACAUAGAAGUGACUGACCUUUCUGCUAGUUUAUCCCGUUGUUCUCUUUUUAUCCCAAACUGACAAGUCAAAUUGAAACAUGCCUUACUGUGAGACUAAAUACAGUGUGGUUUCUCCAAAAAAAAGAAUAUAAGAACAGAACAUUGAAAAAUAAUUCAAUAUGAAACUGAGGAUGAAAAGAUGCAAAAGGAUUUCCAAAUUGAUGUCACAAGAUGAUAAACACUCAUUUGUCAUAUCUUUUAUUACUUACAAUGGGACACUACAAUGCAUCACACAUUCACCAUAAUCACUCUGACAUGAUGGAAUGGAGAUUUGAUAGUCUAAGAGAAGGAAUUUUAUUUGGCACCCCACGCAGUUAGACAUCUUACAGUGUUAAUGUUUAAAGGGACCUUACCACAAGACUAAACACCUGUUAGUGUUAAUAAUGUUUGAGACCUUUAUAGAAAUCAGUGCUCUCUAAUCUUGAUGACGACAGCCUUUCUGCUGUGAUUGGUUAUUAUGCCUUCAGGCAUGUGUAAUUAAGUAUGUGCGAUAAAUUCAGAGAAAAGGACUAUAGAAAUUCAACCAAUAUAGAGGUGCCAACAGCACACCUAACAGAGGGGGGUUUUCGACAAAUCCUGAUUGGUCGAAGAAUUAGCUUUUACAGAAAGACUGCCACUACAGAGUUUACCAUAAAGGGGAAGAAAUCCAGAAAGUAUCAAAGCUAAAAAAAAUACUAAUGAGAAGCAUAGACAUUUAUAUGAACAAAUUAUAUAUAUCCAAAUGUAGACAAUUUUGAGGGGUUUUUUAGGUUGUUAUUUUUUCCCCCUCAGUCUCCAAACAAAACUCCAGACUCGUGGUUUGUACUUGUACUUUGACUUUUGGAGCAGAAGUACAAAGUAUCAAACUUUAGGUUGCAGCUUUUCAGGUCUCACCUACUUAGCUGCUAUUACCAUGCCAAGGAGGUGAGACUAUGUUGUUAUCUUUUGCAUCUCUGCAGGCUUAAUUCAGAAACAUUGAGUACUGAAGAGCUAGAGAUUUUUGUUGAAUUUUUUUUUUAAUGAUUGGUGUAACUUAUGUGACCAUACAAUGCCUUUAGAUAAACAAAAACACCCAUCAUGUCUGAAAGGACCUAUGGAAACACCAGUUGGAACAAUAGACCAUAGAGAAGAUAUGGAAUUGAGACAGUCCACAUUACUACCUUGUCAAUCACACUACCCUUUUGACUCCAAUGGAGACCGUAAUUUAAAAAAAAAAACAAAAACGUUUUUUAUUUUAUUUUAUUUUUUAAUAGGACUUGAAACCAUAAAAGGAGACCAUAAAGUCAUCAGGAAAGGCAAGAUUUAAUAUAAAGUUAUGCAAUCAGAUCUGUGACACAGAAAGGGGACAUGUUUCUAUUGUUGCUGUUCCUAGUGUUUCUUAAGUAAGUUCUAAUUUACACGCUGUGAUGCUUCUAUGAGUAGCUCUGCUUUUCAUAAGUCAUGUAAACACAGAGCAUACAGUAAGCAGCACAGCACAGAGCGCUGUGGUUAAGUAGAGGGUCUGCUCCCUGCACUGUUCCCAGUGUGUCGUCUAAUCCCUGCAACUGGAAAUCAGAUUGGCACUGAAAGUCUGAAUGUGGUGAAAUGUUGUUUCUAAUAUUGUUUAACUGCAGUUGUCCUGUAGUUAAACAAGAUUAGAUUGAACAAAUUCCCAAGCAUUUGUUUGUGCUUCAGAGCCACCUUAAAGCACCUUAUUUCCCACCUCUUUGAAUUAUGCUGGCAUUCCUCUGUGUGUGUGUGUGUGUGUGUGUGUGUGUGUGUGUGUGUGUGUGUGUGUGUGUCUGUCCGUGUGUGUGUGUGUGUGUGUGUGUGUGUGUCCGUAUGAGUUCAACACAGUAUAUCACCUAUAGACCAGUAUGAAAACAUCCAGUCUGCACUGUAUUAUUCAUUAUCCAGUAUGCUGACAGUCUAAAAUACAUUUGAAAUGUCUGUCAGUCAUUGUUGCAUGUGUGUAAACAUGUGAGAAAAGGUCAGAAGUGGCUUCUAAAUAAUCCCUGUGUUGAUGAUAAAAUAUUAAUGAUAACAAGGAAGGACAGGAAGAGUCAGUCUUAUAAUGGAAAGCUUUCACUGCAUAAUUAAAUAAAUAGAACUAGAUGAAACAAAGCAGUGGGUUAUAAAACAACAUGUUAUUCUUCAUUGUAGGACCUAUUAUCUCAUUCAUAGAGGAAAUUAACUCAAAGGGAGCAAAUACAGUUUUGUGAGGUGAUGGAAAGUGAAUUGGCAAUAGCCAAACUGAUGAGGUGAAUUGUCAGAAAAUCAAAAUGAAUCAGUGAAAGCACAAACGGGUACAGGUUCAUCUUAGGUUUAUAUGACAAUCACAGUUGAGGUGAAAGAGUUCCAAUAAGGCCGAGCAAUCUUUAGUUUGGGAAUGGCUGCUAUAUUGUAUAAGGUAGAUUUUAAAAUCUAAAUCUAACCCUUAAAGGAUAAUUCAAGUUAAUUUCAACCUAGCUUACAUCCCAGUAAUGUGGCUCAAUGGCUCACGCUAACUUUACCUUGUCAACUCCAUUGUAGAGGUGGCAGUGUGAGAAGUUGCACAAGAAUAAUUACACAAGAAGUUGUUUCUUCACAUUGUGUUGAUGACUAUAACGGAUUUUUAGAAACCGUUUUAAAUCACAGGCAUUUAACUCAUUUUAAAUGUCUGCUUUCAAUUUUUCAGAUGCACUGGUGCCAACUUGACCUGAGAAUUCAUGGCCCAUAGAGCAAUUUCAAUAGGAAACACACCAAGUUAAUCAUUACAUAAUCAACCUGGUGUAUUUCCCACAUUGGUGUGCAGGGUUGUUUAGGAGUCGGCUCUGUAUCAGCUAUGACACAGUGUGUUUCUUUGUGUUUCAGAUCCAUGUAUGUUAGAUUCAGUCUGUGCACAUGUAUGUGUUAUUAUUCAAGUGUAUUGCCAUAUUCCAGCAGAUUCCCAGAUUCCCCGAUAAUGGGAUUGUGAGUAAAUAUUUUUUCAGCAGUUUGCUCAUAUUUUGUUCUAAAAAAGUUGAUUUCUAUGUUAUCAAAAGAUUGAAUGUAAAAAGAUAAUCCUGAUUUUGUGCGACUUGGGCAGUUUGAUGAUGUUAAGAAUUAUGUAUUACUAAAUGACUACUUGGAGUAUAAAUCUAGGAAGUAUUUUAUAGGUAAUAAGUCUUAGUUUCCAGGUACAAUACUGUUACCAGAAGAGUUAUUGAGAACUAAAUAGUUCUCUCUCUCUCUCACUCUCUCUCUCUCGCUCUCUCUCUCGCUCUCUCUCCAGGUUACAUUUGUAUAGAACUUCUAAAGUUUUUUUGUUUGUUUUUUCUGGAAUGCUGCCAGUUUUGGGUAUAUUGGGACUCCAUUGAAUUUAACACUUUCAAUAAUUUCUUAAGAAAUAAAGUAAAUCCUGUUCUGAACAUGUUAA